AACCAUUCAUCCCGCAGGCCGGGAUCAAACACAUUGGAUGGCUGACCAGGAAUGCACCCACUAAAGCUGCAAUAUCCAUCACAAUCGAGUUCACCAAGGCCGAGGACGCCAACGAGAUCAUAGACGAGGGCAUCGUCUGGCAGGGCGAAGUCUUCCAGUGCGAACGAUACGAGAAACAGUGCUGACUGACGCAGUGCUACAGGUGCCAAAAAUACGGCCACAUGGGAACACAGUGCAAGGCAGCAACAUCAUGUGGCUAUUGUGCGCAAGAACACGACACUAGGAAUUGCCCAUCGAAAUCGGGACAGGACACGACGAAGAAAUGCGCGCUCUGCCGAGGAGAGCACGAAGCGCGGAAUCGCCAGUGCCCGGCGAGAAAGGCCGAAGCCGCUAAGAUGAAGAGUAGUCCAUUGGCAACAGAUAUAGAGUUUGUAGAGUUGCAGCCGAAUGCGUUCUGCUACAAAGAAGACGAAGUUCAUGAAAGGAAACAGGCGCGAGAUAAACUGUCUAUGCUGCUAACUCCGUGGAAAUAGCCUAGCUCGAAAUGGACCGAAACGUAACACAAAACCAACGGGAGCUACGCAAAGCGUAAUGGGAGCUGCGCAAAUCGCGGCUGCCACUGAGCUAGAUUCAAUCAACCAAUCCUGCGGCUCCUUCAUUAUAGGUAUAGCAUAG
This is a messenger RNA of Aaosphaeria arxii CBS 175.79, 675 nucleotides long. RefSeq lists its product as uncharacterized. Bases 222 to 533 code for a protein of 103 amino acids. Lineage: Eukaryota; Fungi; Ascomycota; Dothideomycetes; Pleosporales. The transcript has a single exon. The record is from RefSeq and is a predicted model, not a curated record.